AUUAAGAGACACAAAAAGAAGUAUGAGCAUGGUUCAACGUGGUGGUCUAGUUUGUUCUUCCUUCUUCUUCUUAUCCUCAAAAGUGUCAAGAAUGGCGUUCUUGUUUAUUUUGUUGAUCAGCCUUUUGGGAGUAUCAGUUAGCAGUAGUAGUAGCCAUGAAGAGGCCAUACCCAUAUCCAUAACCUCCGCAAGAAGAAAUCUGUUAAAUAAUGGACUUGGUCGCACACCUCAGAUGGGAUGGAACAGUUAUAACCACUUCCCAUGCAAGCUCAGCGACCAACUAAUUCGCCAGACUGCGGAUGCAAUGGUUUCUACUGGGUUAGCAGCCUUGGGAUAUGAGUACAUUAAUUUGGACGACUGUUGGGCUGAACUGAACAGAGAUUCUAAGGGAAACUUGGUACCAAAUGCUACAAUAUUUCCAUCUGGUAUGAAGACUCUAGCAGAUUAUGUCCACAGCAAAGGGCUCAAGAUUGGGAUUUACGCUGAUGCGGGGACAUUGACUUGUGACAAAAGGAUGCCUGGAUCACUUGGCUACGAGGAACAUGAUGCCAACACCUUUGCUUCAUGGGGAAUUGAUUAUUUGAAGUAUGACAAUUGCCACAAUAAUGGAUUGACUCCACAAGAAAGAUAUUCGACAAUGAGUAAAGCUCUCCUUAAAACUGGACGACCCAUUUUCUUUUCCCUAUGUGAAUGGGGCCAAGAAAACCCAGCGACUUGGGCAGCUAGCAUAGGAAAUAGUUGGAGAACAACUGGAGACAUUAAAGACACUUGGAAGAGUAUGACUUCACGUGCCGAUGAAAAUGAUGUCUGGGCAUCUUAUGCUGGACCAGGAGGAUGGAACGAUCCUGACAUGCUUGAAGUAGGCAAUGGGGGGAUGUCAACAGAAGAGUAUCGCUCUCACUUUAGCAUAUGGGCUUUAGCAAAGGCACCCCUUAUCAUUGGGUGUGACAUCCGGUCGAUGGAUAGUGAUACAUUCCAAUUGCUAAGCAACAAGGAGGUUAUUGCAGUCAAUCAAGAUAAGCUCGGUGUCCAAGGGAAGAAAGUAAAUAAAAAUGGAGAUCUAGAGGUUUGGGCCGGUCCUCUAAGUGGGAAAAGAGUAGCGGUUGUGCUAUGGAACAGAGGAGAGUCUAAUGCUACCAUAACUGCAGAUUGGAAAGAUAUUGGGCUUAAGCCAUCCACAGUAGUUGAUGCUCGAGACUUAUGGAAGCAUAGCACUACAGCAUCGAUUCAAGAUCAACUAAAGGCCGGCGUAGAUGCCCAUGCAUGCAAGAUGUAUAUACUCACACCACAUAAUUAGAAUAUCAUACUCUUUAUUUCCUUCAAUAAUCUUGUAAUCUCUCUCCUAUGCAAAAGUCUAUAAUGUUGUAGUAUUAAAAAUAUAUGUAUGUAGGUGUGUAUGUAUAACUGUGGUGUGGCGAAUAAUUUUAGAAAUAAAAAAUAAUUUUACUUUAAGGAACUCCAGUUAUACUA
Camellia sinensis is the source of this 1470-nucleotide messenger RNA. NCBI's taxonomy places the organism in Eukaryota, Viridiplantae, Streptophyta, Magnoliopsida, Ericales, Theaceae. The record is from RefSeq and is a predicted model, not a curated record.